Messenger RNA from Gryllus bimaculatus (two-spotted cricket), 4340 nucleotides. Lineage: Eukaryota; Metazoa; Arthropoda; Insecta; Orthoptera; Gryllidae. The record is from the annotation of a GenBank genome assembly.
GUUUAAGCUUUCGAUUGGAUGAAACCGUCAAUAGCUAAUUCCUGCCAGGGGCAGAGUUGAAUAAAUCGCAGUAGUGUAGGUAUUGUACGGCAGACACAGUGUUCUUCAGAACUACGCGUGUCGCUGACGAUUCGUCCAUUUUGUGUUACGAUUUGUUAUGCUACGUAUUAGUCGGUGUUUGAUUAUUCUCGUGUGAUCAAUUUACUAACUAUGGUUAUUUCUUGUGCUGCAUAUAACUGUACAAGCCGGCAGGAGAAGGGGUCAGGGAUUUCUUUCCACGGUUUUCCUCGAGAUCCGGAAUUGCGAAAGAGGUGGAUCAUUGCUACUAAGCGGAAAGACUUCGUUCCCUCCAAAUACACAAGGCUGUGUAGCAAACAUUUUGAGGAGAGUGCUUUCCAAUUAAGACCCAAUGCUUCAUAUCCUCUAUUGAAUCGAGAUGCUGUUCCAUCUGUAUUUGAUUUUCCCGAACAUGUGGGUGCCUCUCCGAAGAAGAAAAAGAGAAAAAAUAUAAUACGAUACGAGAUUACAGAGAAAGAAUCAUGUGUCGCAAUGGAAAGUCAACUUCCUGAACCGCCCUGCCCAAAAGAAAUCUGUGAUACGAGCGAAAAAUCGAGAAACCGAAAUUGCAAGUCUUCUCCAAGGAAAAUUCUGCUGAAGCGUAAAAUUAAAAUUCUACAGCAAAGGCUAAAGAGGCAUGAUAGAAAAAUGAAGUCAAUGAAAGAUUUAAUUAUUGUUUUAAACCAUAAACUUAGAGCUCCUCACACAUUAAUUAAACUUUUUGAAAACAUUUUUUCUGGUUUUCCAUUGUAUAUGUUCUUAAAUUCUUUUAACAUUCGUGGUAAAAAUAAAUACAAGCAUGAAUUUACUGAACAAACAACAAGAGUUUUCUUUUACCAUGUAUCUACUCACCAAAAGCUUAUGGUGUUUUCUGAAGAUCAGGUUUCUGAGGCUAUUCUUCCUGAUAAUCUGCUCUACCACCAGCAUAUGAAUGGAAAAGUGGAAAGGCAUGAAGAAAAGCUGGAAAUUAAAGAAGAGGUUUUGUCCGAAGAAGAGGGAUUGCAGGAGGAGGAGGAAUUGUUGGAGGAGAGUGCUUGUCUAUCAAGAGUUGAGCCCAAUAGGUUUCCCGUGAUUAUUAACGUGCACUCGCUGGGUAACCAAGUGCCCAAUCCAUCACCUCGGAGAUCUUCAAGACAGCUCUCUACUGCCCAACAAGUAGUUAAGACGAAAACGGAGCCAAUACAUAAACCUGCAUCUGGAAUGAAAAGAAUAAAUCCAUCAUCGAGCUCUGAGAAACCAACAACGUCAGGAGUAAAUAAGGAUUCUGCAAAGAAGUUAAGACGUGAGAAUGGUGUUAACGAAAGGAAGACUGCUGACAAGAGCUCAGAACUUGCAGCUAUUCAUGAACUUCUUGCGACACUCCAGAGACCAGUUGAUGAAGACCAGGUUUAUGGUGAGCAUGUUGCGUGUGAACUACGGGGUAUUCAAGAUCCUGUGAUUAAACGAUGGUGCAAAUGUGCUAUAAGCGAAGCUCUUUUAAAAGCUCAUAAGGACGAUUACUUGAAACAGCAAUGGUUGAAUGCUGCUAUAAAUAAUUCAGUAUAUGGUGAGCACGUUGCAUGUGAACUACGAGCUCUUCAAGAUCCUGUGAUUAAACGAUGGUGCAAAUGUGCUAUUAGUGAAGCACUUUUAAAAGCUCAUAAGGAAGAUAUCGUAAAUCUGCAAGGAAUAGAAGAGAAUACAUAAGAUUGGACAUAUAUUUUGUAUAUAAUGAUAUUACAUGUAAAAUAUAUUUUUAUUGUGCAAGUUGUAUACUGUGGAGUGCUAGAACAUGAUGCAUGAAAAACAUUUUUUGGAGAAAGUGUCAUUAUCCAUAAAUAAAUGUUGAAACUUCUAUCAUUGUGUAAAUUGAUACCACUUCAAGUUCUACCAUGUUCUACCAGGAGGGCAUACGUUCCCUGGGUGAGCAUCUAUUGCCUAUUGACUUUAUCUGAACUUCCCACCACCACACAAGAACUACUAAAAGCUGGUAUCAGGAUCCCGCCGGAAUGCAGUUUUCCCUCACAGCAACCUCCUCAUUCAAUGCCUGGGUGGGGCCAUCCUACCAGCUCAGAUCUACUAGCUAUCGAGGCUAGUACCAGAGUCCAAGCAUUGUAAAUCGCAUGCAUCAUGAACCAGUCCCUCCUCUAUGUCCGGAGUAUCGAGCCUCUGCUAUGACAAAGUCUGACGCAACAGAGGACCACCCGAACUAAGGUCCGGAUGGCUUAAGGUGCCUUUCCUGUCUCCUCACUGCCUACACCGCUUGGCUAUUGACGUAUCGCCAGGACCUAGGCUACCAGGAGGAGGAUCCAGUGACCACCAAGCUCAUGUGUCAAGUCAAUAGCAUCUACUCUUACUUACACAUACUUUUGUGUAGAUGGGGUUGAUCAAGUAUGUGUAUGUGCAUCGUUAUUGGCUGCAAAAAGUCGAGGUAAGUUCCUUCAUCCACCACGUGAUGCCAUCGGGUGGUGAAAUUUUUUGUCAUACCCCCACCAUGCCACUAACACAGGAACUUAAGUCUCCUUACAGUCUUUGUGGCUGACAUAUAUACUUGGUUGUGCCUUAGAGUACCAAUGAAGUUGUUCGCCAAAAGUGAAAAAUCACAUUGUCAUCAAAACCAAAACAAUUGUAACUCUAAAAUCCCAGAUUUUUCUGUAUCGUCACAAAACCCCUUUUAUGUUAAUAUUUAUUUAAAAAAAUAAAUUUAUUUUGUAUUAAUAGUUAAAGAGAAUAUUUAUGUGCCUUGUACAGAAAUUGAGGCUAUGGCAUGUCAGUGAAAAUAUUCUGGAUGAGGCAAGAAUAGAACCUGAGUCUGAAACUUUAAAAAAUGUCUGAUUGUAUAAGUAUACUUUUGUGAUUUUAUAAGUAUACUUGAGGUACAUAAAUUAUUUUUUAGUAUCAAUUAUUGGAAAUUUACAAGUACUCUUUAGAUCAUUACAAAGACAGCUAUCUUGUUGAUUCAUAUUGUCAUGGCUUAUUUUGUAUUUUUUUUACUUUUUCAGUUAGUAGGUCUAUUUACUGUGAAACCAAUGCCAUCUCAGAUUUUAUAUCAUUGUGAAGUUUCAGUAACUUAAAAUGGUCCAAAUCUCAUAUUUGUUGAGCUUUCAGAAUUUUUUAUAAUUGCCAAAGUUAGAAUUAACACAAGAUGUGCUAUUGAAAAUCCUCUUUAUUUUAUUUGUUUAAGAUUGAAUAACAAUUAAAAGAUGUAAGUUUAUUAGACGAGUUACAAGAUAUUGUUUCUUAAGGAACAAUAUAUUUAAUUUCUAUCCUGCAAAUUGUAAAUAUCAUCUAUUUAAUGAUAGACCCAAUGGUCUGUUCUUUUGUUAGAGUAUUCCCGUAGUCACACUUUAAGGCAUUCCCAUCUUUUUUGUAAUUAGUCUUUUUUCUUGUUCCUCUUAGGUGAUUUCUGGAAAUGUUUUAAUAGGUGGGUUUGUUCCAUUCUCUUUGGCCUCUCCAUUUUUUUUUUGAAGUACAUUGAAGUAGGUAUACAUUAGCUGUUUUCUUUUAUAAUACUUGAUUUGAAUUUCUGCUUAACAGCUAACAAUGACAUUGAUUGAACCUAUUUUUCCCUUCCAAUGAGAUGCUCAAUGAUUUUCCUAUGUGUUAACACAGUGUCUGAAUUUCUUAAUCGCUACGUUAUUCUCAAGUAGUGGUAAGACACAGUAAGUAAUUAUUUCUUUAUGUAUUGAGAAUAAUUAGUGUACAAAUUAAUAUAAUGUAUUUUUAAGUUUUACAGAUAUAUAAAUUAUUUUUGUAUUGUUUAUGUUGCUCAGAAUUCUUAUUUAAUGAGUGUUUUGAUGAUGCAAAUUAAGAAUUGAAUGUUUGUGUCAAGUAGUCAUUGAGAGAAGUGAAAAAAUGAAAGGGGGAGAAAAAAGAGAAAGAGAAGACUUAAUGCAGAACAUUUAUAUUAUUAGAAAUCCAUGGAUGAUAAUUUUGGUAAAAAUAUUUAUCAGUCUUAGUAACAAUAGUAAAAAAAGGAGGAAAAUAUUAUACUUUUUGCACAAUUGCUCACCUGCAUUGAAAUGAUUUGUGGGCAAACACGCUUUUUUGUCAUUUUUUUGUGUGCAAAUGUUUCUUGUGAAAAAUUUUAAGCCAAACCUUAUACAUGUAUUUCAAUUAAUGUUUUUUCUUCUUAAUAGUUGCUCUGGCAGUUGCCCUUGUGAUUUAACAACUGCCUACUGUUCUUUCACUGUUCAGAUGAUUGUAUGUUGCUGUAAAUAAUUCAGUUAAUGGCCAUUGCCAAGUGGACUAGUGACUCCAAUUUUGAAUUGUUUUAAAAACCUGAAUCUUUUUUUUUUUUUUUU